UCGAUUGCAUUGACAAUGGGAGUUGAUUACUAUAACAUACUGAAAGUAUCACGUAACGCUAGUGAAGAAGAUUUAAAGAAAUCAUACAAGCGAUUAGCAAUGAAAUAUCAUCCAGACAAGAACAUUAACAGUGCAAACAAAAUUCAAGCAGAAGCGAAAUUCAAGCAAAUAUCUGAAGCAUACGAUGUGCUUAGUGAUAAUAAGAAACGUCAGAUCUAUGAUAUGUACGGUGAGGAUGGAGUUAAGUACCAUGAUGAAUGUGGACGUAAUGCUCAGGAUAUUUUUGCUGAGUUUUUUGGUGGAUCAGAUGGGUUAUAUAAUACUAGUAGUGGUAGUAGUAGUAGUUCUGGUGUUGCUGGUAGGAAAGCAGUGGCAGUGGAGAAUAAAUUGAGUUGUAGUUUGGAAGAACUUUAUAAAGGAUCUAGAAGGAAAAUGAAGAUUUCAAGAAUUCUUCUUGAUGAAUCCGGUAGGCCUACAACCGUUGAAGAGGUCUUAGCAAUACACAUCAAACCAGGGUGGAAGAAAGGCACAAAAGUCACUUUUCCAGAGAAAGGGAACUAUGAACACGGAGCUGCCCCUGGCGACCUUAUUUUUGUGAUAGAUGAAAAGCCACAUGCUGUCUUCAAGAGGGAUGGAAAUGAUCUAGUCAUCAAUCAGAAAAUUUCUUUACUAGAUGCUCUCACUGGGAAAAUUAUCAGCUUGACCACUUUGGAUGGAAGGGAACUCACAAUACCAAUCACAGAGAUUGUCAAACCAGGACAAGAGCAGAUAAUCCCAAAUGAGGGAAUGCCAAUAUCAAAGGAACAUGGCAAAAAGGGAAAUUUGAAGAUCAAGUUUGACAUUAAAUUUCCAUCAAGGCUAAGUGCAGAUCAGAAAUCUGAUCUUAGAAGGGUGCUGUGCAGGAGCAUUGACUAGUCCUGUGUUUAACUUAAGGUGCCACUAACACUAUCAUGGAGGUGCAGCAUAAUGUAAAUACUUAACAAGUUUUUCUGUAGAAAUGAAAUUGUGCAUAGUAGGAUAGUUUUAAGGAUGCCUUUCAACAUUUACAAAUAGUGAGCACCAACAAGGGAGCUACAUGCUACUUUAGCUGCUUACAUUUUCUUUUGUUGGAUGUAAAAGGAUAAGUAUUUAAUAGCUGUGUUGUUUUAUCUGAAGGUGGAUGCUAUAUAUCAAGUAUUGUGGUUGCGAAUAGUGGCACUGUGUUCUAAUUGUGUAUUCCAUCUAUGGUAGACCUUUGAUGAAUAUAUUGCCUGGUGCUUUUUGGCAUUAGUAUGGACGGAA
This is a messenger RNA of Lycium ferocissimum, 1281 nucleotides long. RefSeq lists its product as uncharacterized. The coding region runs from base 16 to 915 and encodes 299 amino acids. Gene Ontology annotation, molecular function: protein-folding chaperone binding. Gene Ontology annotation, cellular component: cytosol. NCBI's taxonomy places the organism in Eukaryota, Viridiplantae, Streptophyta, Magnoliopsida, Solanales, Solanaceae. The transcript has 2 exons. The record is from RefSeq and is a predicted model, not a curated record.